Molecule: messenger RNA, 755 nt
Organism: Propithecus coquereli (Coquerel's sifaka)
Lineage: Eukaryota; Metazoa; Chordata; Mammalia; Primates; Indriidae
Gene: PDCD2L
Product: programmed cell death 2-like
Exons: 4
Coding region: 42-755 (237 amino acids)
Source: RefSeq, a predicted model, not a curated record
GGCUGCCGUAGUUCGCGUUUUCCUGUGGGCGCCCGGCGGUCAUGGCGGCCGUUCGGAAACCAGUGCUGCUCGGGCUUCGAGACACGGCAGUGUACGGCAGCCCCACGGGGCCGGACGCCUGGACUGCUAGCAAGCUGGGCGGCGUUCCGGAUGCUCUGCCCGCCGUAGCGGCGCCGAGGCCGCGGUGCGAACGCUGCGGGCAGCCCCUCGCCCUGGUCGUGCAGGUGUACUGCCCGCUGGAAGCCUCCCCGUUUCAUCGGCUGCUGCACGUGUUCGCUUGCGCCUGCCCCACCUGCGGCGACGGCGGGGCGCGCAGCUGGAAGGUGUUCCGCUCCCAGUGCCUGCAGGUGCGAGAGAAAGAGGCACAGGACGCUCAGAAACAGGAGAGUGGCUUUGCAGCUGAGGACUGGUGUGAAGGUGCCGAUGACUGGGGAAGUGACAUUGAGGAGGUGCCUUCACCACAGCUUACCUUGGAUUCUGGAAAUGAUUCUAACGGUGCCAAAGAUGUAGACUGGACUGCUCAGCUCCAGCACCUCCACCUGCAAGAUGCUGUCCGGGAUGCUGCUCAUCCUGUACCUCCUGGGGAACAGAUGGCCUUGUCCACUGUGGUGCCACAGUUCCUGCCCUACUACAUCUGUGUUGCAGAUGAGGACGAUUACAGGGACUUUGUCAGUCUGGAUCAUGCCCACAGCCUGCUGAGGGACUAUCAACAGAGGGAAGGAAUUGCCAUGGAACAGUUGCUUUCCCAAAGGUGA